AUGCCUGAUGCACUACGGCACCGUGGUAACCCCAACACCACUACUUACGUCAUUAACGUACGACAAAACCCAAAAGGGUUUUUAGUUUGUUCGUCUACGAAGAGUGAUAUUCAAAAAAGGGCCUUAAUCUUUCCACCCACGAGCCUUUACGGGACAUUCGUAGCCAUAGCGGUGCCAGUGGACAUCCCUGACAAGAACGUGUUCGUUUCGUACAACUUUGAAUGCAACUACAGUGUUGUCACUAACAUCACUGAGAUUGACGAAGUUAUUUUUCCGAAUUUACCUGUAAUAAGCUCGCGCCACAGUCGCAGUAUCACUAGAGCAUUAGCGUACAUAGUACUGGAAACGAAAUUCAAAGAAAACGGAAUAAAUGGCAGAGAAUGUCUGUUACGAAACAUUUGCGAAGCUGCUGAAACUCCGCUGCACCACAACGGUCUUCUGGGCCACAUUAUGCACAUUAUAUUCACUCCCUCGUCAUCCCGUGAAGAAGGUCUGGAUGAAUCCUACUACAAAGCUGAGGCGGAUGGUCUCCGAGGUGACUGCGAGAAAUACUACGACGAGUGCCAGUUCAGUCUCUUUGAUAUGAUCACAAGGCUUGUCGAGAUACGGCACACUUCUUGA
This is a messenger RNA of Hyposmocoma kahamanoa, 621 nucleotides long. RefSeq lists its product as uncharacterized. The transcript has 6 exons. The record is from RefSeq and is a predicted model, not a curated record. NCBI's taxonomy places the organism in Eukaryota, Metazoa, Arthropoda, Insecta, Lepidoptera, Cosmopterigidae. Bases 1 to 621 code for a protein of 206 amino acids.